AUGGCAAUUUCAAUUUUAUUUUUAAGCAUACUAACGACUCUUUGUAAAUUUAUAAGUGCUGCCGAAUUCAACGAACUGGAUGUUCAGAAAUGGACGGAUUACAAAACACAGUUUGACAAACAGUACGAAACCACAGAGCUAGAGACCCAAAAAAUGGCCGUUUUCUUAGAAAAUUCGAAUAAAAUUUCCCAGCACAAUGAAAAAUUUAAAAACGGCCAAGUGAAAUUUGACAUGGCGAUGAAUCUAUUUGGUGAUAUGACCGCCGAAGAGUUCAAGCAAACACAAACACCUCAUAAAAAAGUACAUAAAGACUUCUCUUAUUGUCAUAACAAGUUUCCCAACUACGAAGCACGUAUAAUUAAAGCCUUACCUCCCAACCUAGGCAAAGCCCCACAAAGUAAAAACUGGGUCACGGAAGGAGCAGUAACCGAUGUGAAAUACCAAGGUAAAAAAUGUGGCAGUUGUUGGGAUUUUGCGGCGAUUGGCGUCAUCGAAUCUCACUAUUUUUUACACGGUCCGGAUAAAAAACUCGUGUCACUUAGUGCCCAACAAGUUUUAGACUGCCUAAGCAGUACCCAAAAAUAUGGAACCAACAAUUGUAUAGAUGGAGGUUGUCCAGCCAGUGUAUUGCAGUAUGUGAUCGAAAAUGGAGGAAUAGAAGCUGAUCAAUCUUACAUGUAUUCAGCAAAGGAAGGCAAAUGCCAGUACAAACCAGUUGAAAAAAAAGCUGUCAUCAAGGAUUACAAAAUAACAGUGGCAGAAGAUGAGAAAUUAAUCAAAGAAGUUGUCGGCUUAAUUGGACCAGUUACUUGUGAUUUUGAUGUUGAGGACGAUUUUCAAUUCUACAGUACAGGUAUUUUUUCAAGCACUUUAUGCAAAAAAACGCCACCCGAUAUGAAUCAUGCAAUGGUAAUAGUUGGAUAUGGUUCGGAAAAUGGAAUGGAUUAUUGGUUGGUUAAGAAUCAAUGGACCAAUGGAUGGGGAGAGGAAGGGUAUGCAAGAAUACAACGUAAUACAAACGAAUGCGGCAUUGCACUUGGAAAUUUAUAUCCAAUAGUUUGA
This is a messenger RNA of Planococcus citri (citrus mealybug), 1062 nucleotides long. Its product is annotated as procathepsin L-like. The record is from RefSeq and is a predicted model, not a curated record. The coding region runs from base 1 to 1062 and encodes 353 amino acids. The transcript has 6 exons. Gene Ontology annotation, cellular component: lysosome. Gene Ontology annotation, molecular function: cysteine-type endopeptidase activator activity involved in apoptotic process; cysteine-type endopeptidase activity. Gene Ontology annotation, biological process: positive regulation of apoptotic signaling pathway; immune response; positive regulation of peptidase activity. NCBI's taxonomy places the organism in Eukaryota, Metazoa, Arthropoda, Insecta, Hemiptera, Pseudococcidae.